Molecule: messenger RNA, 747 nt
Organism: Phytomonas sp. Hart1
Lineage: Eukaryota; Euglenozoa; Kinetoplastea; Trypanosomatida; Trypanosomatidae
Source: the annotation of a GenBank genome assembly
AUGAAUAACGAUGAAGGUUACGUAUACACAGUUCCGCCGAAAGAAUAUCCUGGUAGUCAAGUGAUUGGAAAGCGAAAAAAUUUGAUACUUGACUUGGACAAUACUUUAAUUUGUGCUUUUAUUCGAAAGCCAAAUAGUUUUAACUUAACUGACAAAAGGUGGAUUUACCACGAGAUUAGAACCGAAAAUGAACUAAGUCAGUAUUACAUCUUACUUAGACCGGGUUUGAAGGAAUUCUUAACAGAAUGCGCGGUGCAUUAUAACUUGCUAAUUUUCACAGCAGCCGAUCGUGAGUAUGCUGAACCUAUUUUGAAUCUUUUGUGCCCUCAAAUCCAUCCUGAGAGGCGCUUUUAUCGUGGUUCCUGCGUUAAGAUUGAUGACACAUACAUUAAAGAUCUUCGUAAGCUUGAAAAUUUUAGAUUUAAUGAACGAUCAACAUUCCUAUUCGACGAUCAUGCACCAGAUAACAUGGUGCCGCAUGCAAAUGGUAUGUUUUGUAGUCGAUUUGCCCCCGAUGAUGAGCAAGACAACAGUGAUGAGACAAUCGAUAAACUAUCGUCUGAAACAACCUCGCUGCUGCCAUUUGCAACACUUUUUCGCCAUCCAUUGUUUCUAGAUGCCGAAGAUGUUAGAGUUCCUCUUGCUCAAUAUGCUCAAACCCUUCAACAAAAAAUUGAGAUCAUCAAAUCCGAUUCCUUGUGUAGUGGUGGAAGCUAUGACGGAGGUCACUAUACCUUUUCUUUAUGA